UUUUGUGUGUAACACAAAGCCCUAUUUAAGCCUGCCUGUAUGGGUUUAAUUGAGGGUAGGUGUGGUCCAGCAAUGAAUGGGAAGACCCUGAAGGGUUGUAAGUUGCUCCAUAACUUGUUGCAGAAAGAUCUCAAGCAUGGGCAACAGGAACAGCAAGCGGUCCCGAGAAGUGACCCCCAUUAUUCCAAGGUAUACACUCACAUCUCCUUCAUUCGGUGCUUGUGCACGAAGACCCUGGCAUGCUUCCAUGGGCACUAGAAAGAGCUUUUAUCCCAACAGGACUAAGCAAGAAAGGACUAUGCGAUCUGCAGGUGCCCCAGGUGCACCAAAGUUUAUACAAAGACUAAUGCAUGCUUCCAUGGGGAGUAGAAUGAGCUAUUGUCCCCAAAGGACUAUGGAAGAGAUUGGGCAGGAUACAGACCACCAAACUUGUUCAAGGUUUACACCAAGACCACAGGAUGCUUCCAUGGGGACCAAAGAGAUCUGUACUUCCAAGGGGUCUAUAGAAGGGACUGAGGACAUUGCAAGAGACCCACCUAGUUCAAAGUUUACACCAGGGGUGCAGGAUGCUUCCAUGCCAACUGGAAAAAACUGUUCUCCCAAGAAGUCUAUAGAAGUGACUGUGCAAGUUGAAAGUCGCCCACCUAAUUCAAACAUUACCCAAGAUACCGCAUUGGCUUCAUCUGGUCUGCAAGACGUUGGAACUCAGAAACCAGCCGAAGAGUCUGCUGUGCAAACAGCUGGUGCUAACCAUCAGGCCACAAUGACUAUGGCAGAUACCUUGAGUUUAGAUGACCUGGAGCUAGAAAUCCAAGCCAUGCUGCAAAUCCAGGUGCUGAGAGGGCUGCGCAACCACAGGAAGAAGGUAAGGGCUGCUAAAGAAAGGAGAAGGUGGUCAAGGUGGUCAAAGAGACGAGGUGUCUUCCGCAUCACUGGGAGAUACCGCCUCUCACCAAUAAUGGAGGAAGGCUCACUGUCUGAAGUGAAGAGAAAUGGAGACAAUCAGAAGAAAAUGGAAACUCCGAAGAGCCAACCAUUCGUGAAUGAUGCUCCACCUGUCCUGGAUACCCCUCAUGAAGACAUGGAUGCUCUACGUACUCAAGGCAACAGUCAAUGAACUCCAGCCUACUGUAACAAGCACAUAAAAGAUGGACUUAUAUGCUAUGGCAGACAAUACACACAAUGGUUCCAAACAUUUAAAGAAACCUUCAGAAAGACUGAUUGCUGGAUAAUGAUGGCCAAGAUGGGGGCUAGUGAUAGGACAACUAUAUAGAGUGAAUGAGAUCUGGGCUCUUGCACAAGUGUGUGAGCCGUUGUGGGGGGGGGAGAGAAUACGGGAAACAUAUUGAAUAAGAAAUCUGGACAUAUCUGAUGGCUCUAAUGGACUUAUUUAAGGGUGAGUAGGUGACACACUUACUGGGAUUGCCUUAUCCUCGCUAUAUUUGACACCUUGUACUGCUUGCUUUAUGUGAAUUUUAAACUUGCUGGCCCAUGGAUGGUCUCCUUUUCCUUUCCUGACACUAUGAUUGUUGACACCAGGAUCUGAAAGUGAUCAAGUCAAUCUACCUGCAGACCCUCUGGCCCAACCUAGAAUGCAAAGUAUCGGAAGUCAAGCUUCCAGAUGAGUCAACUGCUAACUCUUGCAGAAUGCAACCUAUACCAGAAAACCUACUUAAACCUGAGGUAGCUGGGAGAGCUGAAAUUCCACGUAGGGGCAACAAUCCAUGCAGCAGAAUACGCAGCACUCUGAGGACCUGCUUGAUGUGCAGACUACUGAAAACAACUUUUGCCAGACUAAGAAGAAUGACUAAAGGCCUCCCAUGUUUCAAAGGCAGUAGAAAACCAGGAUGCAGAAAAAGGACUUUCCAAAAGAGAUGCCAAAUGUCUUCUUACAAGCAGGACUGCAAUUCUUUCUGCCAGUCAGUCUGCAUUUAUUCUGGAGGCAACUUGCUGAUUUUGAUGAAGUACAACAUCUUCUUUUCAUUCUGCUUGACUGUAUCAGAGCUCAUUCACUUUCUCAUCUAAUGCUAGAUCUUCAGUUCUAAAACACAGCGCAUGUGUGUGCAUGCUUUCAGGCACCCAGGACUACUGCUAAGCACCAGAGACUUUCAUUUUGAUAUAGUCCAUAACUCAUUUUGCUUGCAGCUCCUAACUGAGCACAUUUCUGACCCUUCUUUCAGGUUUUCACAUUCUUGUUGUAACCUCUCUUCCUUCAGCAGAACUGGAUUACUUGUCUUCCUGAUGCUCAUUGAAGAGGGAACAGGAGACUUCUGCAGCACAAGGAUCAUGUGUGAAAUAUGCUUCUUCUUGGAGACUAACUAUGGCAGGUCUUUCAUUUCAGUCCCGAAAAACUGCAGCCUCAGAGGGGAUAAUGCUACCAGUGUAUGCACGGAGCCCCAAAGUUCAGCAGACAAAUCUGUUGCUUCUGAUAGUUAACUACAACCCAAGUUUCUUAACUAGACUUGGCCUUUGAUGUAUUACAGCUUUCUCUAACCUGGAGCCCUCCAAAUAUACUGGACCACAAAUCCCAUCAUCCCUCACCAUUGGCUAUUCUGCCUGGGACUGAUGGGAGUUGUAGCACAAACAUCUGGAAGACACCACGUUUGAGAACACUGACCUAUGCUAUAAUCACUUCAACACUGUAGAGCAGGCAUGGGGAACCUGUGACCCUCUGAAUGUUGGACUACAACUCCCAUCACCCCUGACAUUGCCCACACUGGCUGGGGCUGAUGGGAGUUGAGGUCAGAUAUCUGGAGGAUCAAAGGUCCCCCAUCUCUGCUGCAGUGCCAGAUCAAAAGUCAUGCAAGAGCUAUGCCCAGGUGAGUUACCUGCGUUAUGAGUUUGCAGUUUGGUGUGUGGGGAGGAGGGACACCUACAGAAAUCUUGUGGAGUUGGUGAUUUAAUACAGUUCCUGGGAAAUGACUUAGACACUACUGAAUUGAACUUUGUUGUUCUGACUUGGUAGACGAAACUGGACCAUCUUUGUUUUUUUUUUAAUCCUAACCAUUUGGAAGGUGUAGCACCUCAGACAACAUGGGGUGGAACAAAUUGAUCCCAUGACUCCUAACUGACGUGUCCUCAAAAGCAAAGGCAGAACAGGUUUCUUGCUAUAUAUAUAGAGAGAGAGGGUGGAAUUUAUGAUGGAUAAUACCUAGCAUCUCUAGAUAGGUUUAUAUCAACAAUUGUAAUCUUGCUUAGCUGGAUGUUUUUUACAGUGUGUGCUUGUAUUGUUCUUUUUAAAUGCCAGGUGUAUGUAAUCACUGACAGGUUGGAAACUGAUGUCUUGUUUUUGAAAAAUCUCUCAAUAAAAUCAAUUUUA
This is a messenger RNA of Lacerta agilis (Sand lizard), 3319 nucleotides long. RefSeq lists its product as uncharacterized. The record is from RefSeq and is a predicted model, not a curated record. The coding region runs from base 137 to 1117 and encodes 326 amino acids. NCBI's taxonomy places the organism in Eukaryota, Metazoa, Chordata, Lepidosauria, Squamata, Lacertidae. The transcript has 3 exons.